Messenger RNA from Archocentrus centrarchus (flier cichlid), 8320 nucleotides. RefSeq names its product sorbin and SH3 domain containing 2a (gene sorbs2a). Gene Ontology annotation, molecular function: protein binding. Bases 709 to 6756 code for a protein of 2015 amino acids. Gene Ontology annotation, cellular component: plasma membrane. Lineage: Eukaryota; Metazoa; Chordata; Actinopteri; Cichliformes; Cichlidae. The record is from RefSeq and is a predicted model, not a curated record. The transcript has 29 exons.
GCUCGCGGUAGACUGUUGCUGAAUGAAAAUAACAGAGGCCAUUUUGCGCACGAAGCCAAGACAUCAUUCACUAAUAACAAAAACGGAAACGGAGGCAGACCCGGUCCAUUUCUGGACUGACGCCGCUUCUCCAGAGUCGGUAGAGUUGGGACUGCGGCGCGUCUGGCGCAUGUAGUCGAGAAAGAAAGGCAGGCGGUAACUUAAUUGUGCCGCCUUCUCCUUGGAGUGUCUUUAAGGAGAGGGGACAGGUCAUUUUAACCGCAUUGCUGCCCCGAGGCCCAGUGACCCCCGAGAGAGAGGGAGUAUCCUUCAGUCAGGGUUGGCAACAUCCAUGCGCGUUGAAAAACAGGUGUACGGUUUCAUCACACGGUAGCUUCCCAGCGGCUGCAGCUCACCGUGUUUGUUUCUUUUGCGCUUGUCCGGGGACUUCACUCAUUUCAUAUGGAAAAGGCUGAUUAUUAGACGACAUGUUUCGGAGUGUGUCUACUGAGGUGGCAGCUGUGUUAAGCUGUUAAACGGGGUGAGAUCUGGGAAUUAAGCUUGACCAGGAGGAGAUACUCAUCCUGAGACAGAGAAGAAAAAGUGGAAGCCACGGGGACUUGGACUCACAGCGCCAUACGUGACUCUUCUUAGCACGUCUCCAGUCUUUUGGUUUUAUGACGGAAAGUGUGUGCCCCUGCUGUCAAUCAGUAAGAAGUGCUCUUCAAAAUGAAUACAGAUAGCGGAGGAUGUGCUCGCAAAAGCGUGGCCUUGUCACUCAUGCUCUCUCCCAUGAAGAGGGUCCAGAGCUCACCAAAUCUAGCCACAGGGAGUGAUUCUCACUCAUCAGACUUGGAUUCUUGGCGGUCCCGCAGUGCAACAGAUGGCCUUAAAAAUGGAGAUGCUAGCAGCUCAUCUCUUGCUGCCAAAGGCUUUCGCAGUGUCAGACCCAACCUGCAGGACAAAAAAUCACCCUCACAGGGGCCUCCCUCGCCUGACCCCACAGCACGGCACUCCCCCUAUCGCUACCACAGCUCAGAGUCACUUGACUACUUGUCAGGCCUAAUGCCCAAGGCCCUAUCACCCACUCCGUAUCUCCCGAGUGGAGCUGGUGGCAGAGGUGGUGGCACAGCUGGUGCGGCCAGCGGGCCGAGCAAUACCGCAGCCAGCAUUGUGAGCUGUGUGUCACCCUCGGCUUCCCCCGUGACUGUGUCAGCUCUCAGCCACUACUCGUCAUCCACGGCUGGUCUGCUGGACGAGCUGCAGAUCUGUAGCCUGGACUCACCUGUCGCCUCACCCACACCAUCGCCCACUCUGAGCCAUGUCUCUAUCUACACACCCACUGCUGGCCGUGAUGAUGCGCUAACAACCUUUGUGGCCUCCACUGCUGCAGCAGCCACUUUCACUAAUGGUCAAGUUCUUUCACAUGCUAUGAAUGGAAGUACUAGCCAUCCACACAGGCCACUGUCUCCUCCAGCUUAUCCUCCACCCCCUGUCUCACUCCACACUGGGCUUCAGAGACAGAGCAGGAGUUCAGAGGGCAGUGAAACAGUCACCAGAGAGUCUGUGGUGUCAGGCCAUACCAGCAUCAGCAGCACUGUGCCCAUUGCCCGUUUCUCAGAAGAAGAAAAGAAGGUGUCUGUCAUUAAAGCCCCCCAUUAUGAAGGCAUCGGCCCUGUUGAUGAGUCAGGCAUCCCUAUUGCCAUCCGUACGACGGUGGAUAGGCCUAAGGACUGGUACAAAACUAUGUUCAAGCAGAUUCACAAAGUUCACAAAGCAGACGAUGACUAUUCGGACACAUACAGUGCUUCAUACGCUCUCGUAAACAAUGAUAGCUACAGCCUGUCGUCCACCACCACCACCAUGGCCCACCCUGCCCCUCGGACACAUACAUACAGGCCUCUAUCCAAGAGCCCCUCAGACAACAACGGAGGGCAUCUGGGGCCUCGGGAGCCUUCACCAUCCCCCGUCCCCCCACCACCUCCGCCCAUGCCAUCCCUUCUCCAACUAAGGGCAAGAGACAGUGACCGCGAGAAGGAUCUGACAGACACUAACGAAUGGGGUCCUCCUGACCGAAAAGUGGAUACACGAAAGUACCGCGCAGAGCCCAAGAGUAUUUUUGAGUACGAGCCUGGGAAGUCCUCUAUCCUGGAGCACGAAAGACCAACCUAUGAUGACAUAGAUUUAGAGAACGAGCCUUGGUAUAAGUUCUUUUCCGAGCUGGAGUUUGGGCGGCCGCCUCCUAAAAAACGGCUGGAUUAUAAUCCAGACAUCUCCGCUCGCCAGCGCAUUGAGACAUCCCUCCACAUCACUCCUGCUGACAAGGCUCCAGAGAGACCUGCAAGUGCUGCCAGUGACUACAGGAAGAGAAGGAAGUCUGAGCCAUCGAGCUCCCAAGUGAAUGCCCAGUCUCACAGCCGAGCUGCAACUUCCCCUAAACCAGUGGAUGCCUACAGACCCAGCAGCAGCCUAAAGAAACCUGCCAUUCGUUCCUCACCAUCCUCACCCUCCAGAGCCAAAGGUGGGGACGCAUGCAGCAUGUAUUCAAACAGUCUGACCUCUCCAGGUCCUUAUCAGCAGCCCUUUGUUCCCCCAGUCCCUUCUGACCCUCUCAAUUCUAAUGAGGAUGGCAGCCAGGAAGGCAGCUCUUCCUCCAAGCAGUCUGUCUGUUGUAAGAACAGUUGGCAGACAAAACGGCAGAACGCUGAGACGUGGAGCAGUGCGGAGGAAGCACCACCUUCCCCUGCCAAGCUAAAGUCACGCAGUUGUGAUGACCUACUCAAUGAUGGGCAUUCUGGCUCAGGUGGAUGCAAUGCCACCCGCUCAGAAAGUGCUGGGUCACUGGUAUGCGAUGGAAAUCUGUCCACGGUAUCGUCCUCUACUCGUUCAUUACCCCGGGUCCAUCGACGAAGGGCACAUGAUUCACCGGGGUUUCUCCAGCUCUAUCGAAAGAUGCACCAGAUUGACCGAGCUCAGCUAAUCCCAUCUGAAGUCAUCCGGUCAGUCCGUGCUCGUAUUUUGGAUCUAGAGCGUCAGCCUCAUCUGCAUCGGCAUCGCCUCUCUCCUUGGACGCCCUCUUGGGGUGUGGAAGUGCCACGUGAUAUGGUGCCAAACCGCAUUUCUGAAUAUGAGCGUCUUAUUCAGAAGUCCAAAUCCAUGCCUAACUUGGGUGAUGGAGAGGUGCCUUCAGGCACCACCACACCAGGUGGGUCAUCAUCUCGUGCUAGCAGUGGUGGUGGUGGUACACCCAGUUAUCCAAAACGCCGUUUUUCUAUAGAGUCUUUACUCGAAGAAGACAACAAUGGCAAGAGUGGGACAGUACCUCAGACCAUGGAUCACUUACAUCGACCUCGAAGCCCCCCUGAGGGACAGCCUCGUGUUGGACCAGAUCCUGGACGGUCCUUUCCCACUCCUCCUGUUCUCCAAGGCCCACAAGCCAACCCAGACUAUUCUGACAGUGAACAGGACGCUGUUGCAUCUGACCUCAGUGAUUUCAUUCAGGUGGAGGGCUCCUCAUUUUGCAGUGAGAGUGAUUUUGAUCAUUGCUCACUAACCUCCUCUGAGAGCCUAUACGGCUCUUCCACCCUCCACCACCACCACCACCACCUCCGUCAUCACCACCACCAUCACCACCAUCAUCCUGGUCACCAGAGUCUCGGUCAGAGUCAAGGCUACCAACACCGCCACCUCAUCAGCACCUGCAAAGGCCGUUGCCCAGCGUCAUAUACCCGUUUCACAACCAUGCUUCGCCAUGAGCGGGAACGAGCGCGACAGGAGCACCAGAGACCUUCACAGCAGAACCGCAGCAGCCAUUCCCAAAACCAGAGCUCACAAUCCCAGCAGUCGAUGUCCAAGCUGGCCUUCCUGGUCAGUCCAGUGCCUUUCCGCAGAAAAAAGGGCUCACCACCUACCUCUAGAAGAUGCAGUGGGGGCGGAGGUCGAGGUAGCAGACCCAAAUCUAAACAGGCCAUUUAUGAAGCGCUAGAUGCAGCCUUGAGAGACAUAUACGAGCACAUUCAAGCAGAGAGAGGCCACAGAAAUCCUCGGGCACCUGAUGAUAGCAUCCUGAGAAGAAUUUUGGCCGAACUGUUGCCAAAUGUGCCGGAACGCAGCUCCUCAUUGCGGGGGAGGAGGGCGUGUUGGCACGGCGGUCACUCCUCUUCAUCGUUGUACCCAGAUGGAAGCCCCACUGGGUAUUCCUCAUUUAGAGGAGAGCCCUCGACACCACGGUUACAGUCACCGCGGCUACAGUCACCAAUCAGUGCCUGUUACGGACGACAGAUGGAGACCUCAAACAGCAAUGAAUAUGGAGAGGAGCAGGGCAAUGGAAAUGGUCUCUGUUACUCAGACCAGGAUGUCUCCAGGAGUUCCACCAUGGAUGGACGCCACACACCCCAGAGCAGAAGACCCACUCCUGACAGAGAGGUCUCCCAUAAACAGAUGACACAACUUAUUCUGUUCUCUCUCCUCCAUCAGAAACAGCCUGCGAGAGCCAUUUAUGAUUUUAAGGCACAAACAAGCAAGGAGCUGACAUUUAAAAAGGGUGAUACAAUCAACAUCAUCAGGCAGAUAGAUAACAACUGGUAUGAAGGGGAGCACCGUGGGCGGGUGGGAAUAUUCCCUAUAGCAUACGUAGAGAAGAUGCCAUCUUCAGAGAAGCAGCAGCCAAUCCGUCCUCCUCCUCCCGCACAUGUCAGAGAGAUUGGAGAGGCAGUGGCCCGCUACAACUUCAAUGCUGAUACUAAUGUGGAGCUGUCACUAAGAAAGGGUGAGAGAGUGAUUGUGUUAAGGCAGGUGGAUCAGAACUGGUAUGAGGGGAAGAUCCCAGACACAACCAAACAGGGGAUCUUUCCCGUGUCCUACGUUGACAUUGUCAAGCGUUCUCCGUCCAAGAGCUCCGCCCAUCACAUAGAUCCACAUGGUUACCCCGGCAACAGGACACCAAGCUCCACACCCGUCAAGCCUUUCUAUCCACCUCCACCAUCCACCACCCACAAACUCCCCUUCUCUCACCCCUCUUUGAGAAGCCUUGACCUGCAAGCUAUCACCACAGAGUGGCUGUCCCUCACAAUGGACCCAUCACCAUCCACUCAAGCUCGGUCCCUCACAACCACCCCUUUGCCACCCACGCCACCCCCUCUCCCCUCUGACCUUGCACUUUUCCUAAAGGCUCAAGAGCCCAAAGCACUCUCACCUGCACCACCACAAAAAGGUUUCACCUCGCCACCUGCAGCAUCCACAACCUGCAAGACAUUUUCUAGAACUCCCACUUUUAAAGAGGCUAGCCUUAGUUUAGGUCACACCACAACUGUCUCACCUUUCUCCCCACCUACUCCACCUCCUCCUCCUCCUGCCCUCGAUUCCUCAAUCCCCUCUCCACUGCCUAACUCUUCAUUUCAAUAUAAUGGUGACAGGGGACUACAUAUCACUGAAGGAGACACAAACUUAUGUAUUACUAUGCCAGAAGUUUUGUCCUGUGCUGUGUCAGAGCCAAUAAAGUCACCCUCACAACCUGCACAACAGCAUAAGUCCACAGUAAGAGUAAACAAAAUCAGGAAAACUACUGACCCCAAACCACAAGCAGACCCUUAUGAUGAGCUGUUGUGCAUGAUUCUGGAUGGUUCCAGCAGCACAGAUGAUGGUGACAUUUUGAGAUUAUCUCCAGUCGAUUCCUCACCAACCAAGCUGACCAAAGAAUCUCAAAGCAGGCUCUUCCCGUUAAAAGCUGAAGAAUCACAUCAGCCAGACACGAAACCCCCAGCGGUCGCCCCAGCGAGCAAUUCGACGGGCAGCGUUCGGUUGGCGGUGCAGCUUCACAAGCCUGUAACAGUAGAGCCCCUUUCUGUUUUGUGGGGAGAGCAGCGAAGAACUCUGAAUGAGCAACCUUUUGACUCUCACAGACCACUGUCAGUUAAAGGAAAGGAAUACAUGGAGUUGUUCAUUGAGGAAGACGACGAAGCUAGAAAUGACAAAGAGCAGGAUGUUAGAGUUUUAAAUCAGAUGCACAGUCCACAGGCUGACAUCUCACCAUCUACUCAGUUUCCACACACUGGUCUCUCCUCCCCCUCCGUACCACCACCACCUCUGACCUCUGUGCUUCUCACUUCUUUUUCUUCUGCUUGCCCUUCAUCUUCUUUCUUCCACACGCAACAGCAUGAUCAUAGCAUCGUCCCUCCCUGUCACCGUGCCUCCCCUCGCCCCCCAUCCCUUCCUCAGCUCACAACAUCACCACUACCUCCAGUUUCUCCCUCUGUCUCACCACCUUCCUUCCACAUCUCUCUAGAAAAUCCCUCUCAACGGUCUGUCUCUCACCCCUCAAGCUCUCCCUUUCUUUCUAGUCCCAUCACAUCAUGCCCCAUCUCAGAGUCAAAUUUUCCACUUCCCAUCCCUUGUCCCGCUAACAUUGCCCCUCCGCCCGCCACUCAACGCUCUCCCCCCACUGCCCCAACUGUAGCCCAUCAAGGACGUAGGUCUCCUAAGGUGAAGCAGGAUCCAAUUGUUGGUGGUAAACCUCCUCGUAGCCCCAUCUUGUCCCGGAGGUCCUAUCUGUCACCCGUUAGAGGUCGAAGGCGGUUAGUACAGGAUGCACUCCAUGGUGGAGGAGACCCGUACCAGGCCCUGUACAACUACGUGCCUCGCAAUGAGGACGAGCUGGAGCUGAGGGAGGGAGACAUUGUUGACGUGAUGGAGAAGUGCGAUGAUGGCUGGUUUGUUGGGACCUCUCGAAGGAGCAAGUUGUUUGGAACCUUCCCAGGAAACUACGUGAAGCAGCUAUAAUGAUUCCAGACUCCCGCUGACCCCGCCCCUCUCUACGACACGUUCAUCGCCCCUCAGCACAGCGCCCACAGGACGUCAACAAAGACCUGCAGCACAUGUUUGUGUUUGCAUGUAUGUGUGGCUCGUCAGCUUCACACACACAGGAUACUUAGCUCUCACUAGCCAUCUUUAAUGGAAGACUUCUAUAAAGUAAAAACGUGUUUUUAAACUUAUCUUUUUACCCUUAUUUUUCUAUUAUGGAGAACCGAAGAUUUGUGCUGCACCCAGUGACCUUUGACUUUUGACAAUAAUGGAAGGAUAUCAAAGGACUGCAGUGAUGCUUUCCUCUCUAUUUCAGUUGUUUAAGGGCAGUAAGUUCACCAAGAUCACCUUUUUUUUGUUUGUUUUUUUCUGCAGUAACUCAAAAUUUAAAACCCUCACAGUUAACUUCAGUGUUCAUUUCCAAAUGUCUCCACAGAGGUUUAGUGCAGAGAGUAUUGUAUGAAAGCAGUAUUGUGUCAGCAGGCUGGCUGUGUUUUGCAAAUUGGAGCCAACAUGUUGUAUCAUCAUGCAGGUAAAAGCAUGUGUCAGCAAAGGUUUUCAUUGGUUCAUAAGUUUUUGGGAUAUUAUUAAUCAAAAUGAACUAUAAGUUUAAAUAUUAGGUACAUGAAGAAAAAAACCACUAUCACUGACUUACUUUCUAAACAUAUAGCUCAAGAUUAGGAAACACGGUGUUGCUGUUCAGUUAUUUUCACUUAUUUUAGAAUUGAUGCACUUUAACUGAACUUGGUUUAUUUUUUAAUGUCACUUGGGAUAUUUCACAGCAGAGCUCAUUCUGCCUGCUCUGGGCUUCAGGGGGGGGCUUCAUGUGUUGAAAGUGUAUGCAGAAAAGUUACUGACCUUUUUAGGUAUUAUAUUUAUUAGAAGGUCACACUGUGUUAUACAAUGAUUUUUUGUUUGUUUUGUUUUAGAAAGAAUGGAGCACCACGUUGCUUUUUUUUAAAGCAUAUUUUAACAGUAUCUAACUCACAUUUGAAUGAUUAUUUUAUGGUCAUCAUUAAUAAUUGUCCAGAUGGGUUCUGAGUGAUUGCAAAAAAAAAAAAAAAAAACAUGAUGGUUAAUGAGCUAUAAAGAAUUUAUUUAAGUCAGAUACAGGAUGAGACUUCUGAAAAUCUUCAAUCACAGAACUGCUGUCGCAUCUUUUAUAGCGGUUGUCAGAGUGAGUGGGUAGUGUGUCAUUACUUGUGUGUUUACUGUUUGGACUAAUUGGCAAUUCCCAUUUUAACGUGUCAUUCUCAGUAAAUGUGAUCUGUGUUUUUUUUUUUUGUUUGUUUUCUCAUUUUGUGUUUCACAAAGGAUGGACACUGACAACAAAAUGAUGUUAAAGCACCUUAAAAUAUUUUAUCAUUCACUGUCCUUCACGGCACCCUCCAUCAUUCACCAUUUCAGUUGGCGUGACUACACUGUGUGUGUGUGUGUGUGUGUGUGCGAGCGUGUCGUGUUUUUGUAAGCCUUUUUUUGUAUGAGAGCUGUAAAAUGGCCAACAUUCACUUGCUUUAUAAAGUCGGCUUUUCCUCAUCCACCA